This is a messenger RNA of Gopherus flavomarginatus (Mexican gopher tortoise), 3239 nucleotides long. RefSeq names its product DEAH-box helicase 36 (gene DHX36). Gene Ontology annotation, cellular component: nucleus; cytoplasm; intracellular anatomical structure. Lineage: Eukaryota; Metazoa; Chordata; Testudines; Testudinidae. Gene Ontology annotation, molecular function: G-quadruplex RNA binding; ATP binding; DNA helicase activity. The record is from RefSeq and is a predicted model, not a curated record. The transcript is spliced from 25 exons. Bases 93 to 3023 code for a protein of 976 amino acids.
UCGAUUUCCGGUUCCGCUAGGCGCUGCUGCCGGCUCGGCGCGGGUGCUCCGCUGCCUGAACACCCGCCGUGCAGCGACCCGAGCGGAGGAGGAUGAGCUUCGAGCACCGCAGGGACUGGAGCCGCGGCGGAGGAGGGGGCCCCCGGCCUUCCUCCUCCUCCGCGGGGGGACACGAAGGCCGAGGGGGCCGGGGGCGGCAUCCCAGUCACCUCAAGGGCCGCGACAUCGGGCUGUGGUACGCGCGGAAACAGAGCCAGAAAAGCAAAGAGCCCGACAGGCAGCAGAGAGCCGUUGUGCGUAUGGAUGAACACAGGGAAGAACAGAUUGUACAGUUGCUGAAUACUGUCCAGACUAGAAAUGAAAAAGAACAAGAAUCUGUGUCAUGGUGGUCCGGUGAGGAAGAAGGUCAAGAGGUACCUGCAGAGAAACCAACGUUGGCGAAGACUUCUGUAAAGCGGAGACCAAUUUUGGAGAAAACUUUCCUAGAUCGAGAUUCAGAAUAUCUCUUUCAAGAAAAUGAGCCGGAUAUUGAUUUGAAUGAGAAAUUUAGAGAAGAGUUAAGAAAGAAGAAAUUUGAUCCUAGAUACAUUGAAAUGCAGAGAUUCCGAGAGAAACUUCCUUCAUAUGGGAUAAGAAGGGAACUGGUAACUGUGAUAAAUAAUAAUCAGGUGACUGUGAUCAGUGGUGAGACUGGUUGUGGAAAGACUACACAAGUUACUCAGUUCAUUCUGGAUGACUAUAUAGAGAGAGGGAAAGGAUCUGCUUGCAGAAUUGUAUGUACCCAACCUAGGAGGAUCAGUGCUAUCUCAGUGGCAGAGAGAGUUGCAGCUGAAAGGGCAGAAGUGUGUGGUAAUGGCAAGAGUACAGGGUACCAGAUUCGUCUCCAGAGUCGGUUACCAAGGAAACAAGGUUCCAUUCUGUACUGUACAACAGGAAUCGUCCUACAGUGGCUCCAAUCAGACAAGCAAUUGUCCAGUGUUAGUCAUGUUAUUCUUGAUGAAAUCCAUGAAAGAAAUCUUCAAUCAGAUGUCUUAAUGACUAUUAUUAAAGAUCUUCUAAAUGUUCGACCAGAUCUGAAAGUAAUACUGAUGAGUGCUACUUUGAAUGCUGAGAAAUUUUCAGAAUAUUUUGACAAUUGUCCCAUGAUCCAUAUACCUGGAUUCACUUUCCCUGUUAUGGAAUAUCUUUUGGAAGAUGUAAUUGAAAAGUUAAGAUAUACUCCAGAAGAUACAGAUUACAGACCACGGCGGAAGAAGGGCUUUAUGCAAGGACAGAUCAGCAGACCAGAAAAGGAGGAGAAAGAAGAAAUCUAUAAAGAGCGAUGGCCAGAUUAUCUAAGGCAGCUGCGAGGAAGGUAUUCAGCAGGUACUAUAGAUGCGUUAGAAAUGAUGGAUGAUGACAAGAUUGAUCUUGACCUUAUAGCUGCACUUAUCAGACAUAUUGUCCUGGAGGAGGAGGAUGGUGCAAUACUGGUGUUUCUCCCAGGCUGGGACAAUAUUAGCACUUUACAUGACCUCUUGAUGUCACAAGUCAUGUUUAAGUCAGAUAGGUUCAUUAUUAUACCUCUGCAUUCACUGAUGCCUACUGUUAACCAGACACAGGUUUUUAAAAAGACCCCUCCUGGAGUACGGAAAAUUGUAAUUGCUACCAACAUUGCAGAGACUAGCAUUACCAUCGAUGAUGUGGUAUACGUUAUAGAUGGAGGAAAAAUAAAAGAAACUCACUUUGAUACGCAGAACAACAUUAGCACAAUGGCAGCAGAAUGGGUUAGUAAAGCUAAUGCCAAACAAAGGAAAGGUCGAGCAGGAAGAGUCCAGCCGGGUCACUGUUAUCAUCUAUAUAAUGGUCUCCGUGCCAGCCUACUGGAUGAUUAUCAAUUACCAGAAAUCCUAAGGACACCUUUGGAAGAACUUUGUUUACAAAUCAAGAUUCUAAGGCUUGGUGGAAUUGCUUAUUUUCUGAGUAGGCUAAUGGAUCCACCAUCUCGUGAAGCUGUGAUGUUGUCCAUAAAUCAUCUAAUGGAACUGAAUGCUUUGGAUAGACAAGAAGAACUGACUCCAUUAGGUGUCCACUUGGCACGAUUGCCAGUUGAGCCACAUAUUGGAAAAAUGAUCCUUUUUGGAGCUUUAUUCUGUUGCUUAGAUCCAGUACUCACAAUUGCAGCCAGCCUCAGCUUCAAGGACCCCUUUGUGAUUCCACUGGGCAAAGAGAAGGUAGCAGAUGCAAGAAGAAAAGAAUUAUCAAAGAAUACUAAAAGUGACCAUCUAACUAUUGUGAAUGCUUUUGCGGGCUGGGAAGAGGUCCGGCGACGUGGUUUCAGAAGUGAAAAGGACUAUUGCUGGGAGUAUUUUCUCUCUUCAAAUACACUUCAGAUGCUGCUUAACAUGAAAGGACAGUUUGCUGAACAUCUCCUUGCAGCUGGGUUUGUGAGUAGCAAAAACCCCCGAGAUCCCAAAUCUAAUACCAACUCAGAUAAUGAGAAGUUACUCAAAGCAGUCAUCUGUGCUGGUUUAUAUCCAAAAGUUGCAAAGAUCCGUAAAAGCUUUAGCAAAAAGAGAAAAAUGGUGAAAGUUUGCACCAAGACAGAUGGAACAGUUAACAUUCAUCCUAAAUCUGUUAAUGUGGAAGAGACAGAAUUCCAUUAUAACUGGCUUGUGUAUCAUUUGAAGAUGAGAACUAGCAGUAUUUACCUGUAUGAUUGUACAGAGGUCUCUCCAUACUGUCUUUUGUUCUUCGGAGGAGAUAUUUCCAUCCAAAAGGAUAAAGGUCAGGAUACCAUUGCAGUGGAUGACUGGAUUGUCUUUGAGUCUCCAGCAAGGAUAGGAAAUCUAGUUAAGGAUUUAAGAGGAGAACUGGAUGACCUUCUACAAGAAAAAAUUGAAAACCCACACCCUGUGGACUGGAAUGACACUAAAUCCAGGGACACUGCAGUGCUGACAGCCAUUAUAGACUUAAUCACAACACAGGAGAAUGAAAGUCCCAGAAACUAUGCCUCUCGAUUUCAGAAUGAACGUUACAGUUGACACUAUUAUGUUGGCGUUUGAGAAGAUGACACUUCACUAGUUUCCUUUUAUUUUAUAGCUUUUUGUCUAGCUAGAUGAAAGACUUUUUAGGGCAACUCAGUAAUUCCACUCGUAUUGAAGAGCAGUUAAUAUCAGUAGUUUAUAAUGGCUGUAGGUGCAUGGCAUCCAAUGUUUAAUGCAGCUUUUUAAAUAUGACAGUGCAAUGCUGUUGGUGUC